CCCAACUGCAACAUAUUCUCAAGUACGUGAGAAGAUGUCGUUCGUGGACGCGUUCUUGAUGGAUGAUGCUUCGUCGCUGGAUCACUCGUUCUUCAUGAUGGAAGAUCCGAAGGAGGUUGUGGGGCUAGGUACGAUUCCGGACGAGGUGCGCUCCUCGACCCCGACGAAGAUGGAUGGAACGAUGCUUCGAACGCCGACUGUAGUGGCGACCAAACGGGGUUCCUCGGCUGCGUCGUCGUCGGGUGAAAGCGACGGGAAUGGCGUGGAGGAACUCGAUCGGGAUACGGCGCGCAAACGUGCCAAGCGCGAAGCGUACAAGAAACACAUUCGGAAACGACAGGGCGAGCACUUGGACCUGAAAGCACAGGUGCAGCAACUCGAGGACCAGCUGGACUUUCUCACGAAAAUGAAAGCCAUCGACGCCACAUUUGCUUCGUCGUGGGAGAACAUCGCACGAGAUCUGGCGUCCCAUCGACAAGAGUCAUCCAUCGAGAACGAAAAGCUGCGCAAGAAGGUGUCGGAACAAAGCGAGUUCAUCGACACAUUGCAGACGCUGCUCGCAAAGAAACCUCGCCUUGCAGUGUUUGAGAACGACGAGUGGAAGGCCCUGCGGCUCGUCGCGGACAAGACAUGCCGCCUCCACGGCAUCAACGCCCUGCUCACGCGGCAGCGCCAACUACUCACAGGAGUGUUUCUCCAAUGCGGACUGCUCGACACAACCGAAGUAGACAUCCACAAGGUCAACGUAUGCUCAGACAUCACCAAGAUGCUCAUCAGCGAGUCCGUGCGCUGCGUGACCAUGGACGUGCCGUACCCGAUCCUCGCCGAGGCGGCAUGGAAUGUGUCGCUGGGCAACGAAACGUCGGCCAAGUGGGGCGACGACUACGAGAUCAUCGACAUGAUCGACCCCAACACAGCGUACUUGAAGUACACGCCGCGGAAUGGCGUCGCAAAUGCGUCGGGCCCGCUCUCGGCGCGGUACUUGUACCGGCGGUACUUUGAAGAGAACCGCGUGUGCAUUGUGUGGAAGUCGAUUUUGGAAGACGAGUGCUACCCCCUCGACGAUAGCGUCUUGCGCGUGCAUCAAAGUGGAUGGAUUGUGAUCGAAGGCGACGCCAAGUGCCCGGCCACGACGUCGCGGUUCAAACUGUUUGUGCAGCGGCACUCGCCGUCCCGCGCCGGCAAGCUCAUCCACCUCACGGAUGUGUUCCAGUUCAUCAUGCCCAACAUCAGCCUCGAGAAGCGCACGACCGAAUACGUGACUGACUUUAUCGUGAAUUCGUUUCGAAAUGUCGAAGUCGCGUUUGAAAAAGCCAUCGACAUUGCCGUGCGCAAACUCACGUACCAAAACGACUUUAUGCUCGCCAACCCCGAUCUGUAGUACGUACUACUACUACUACUAGUAGUCGUCGUAGUCGUUGUAGUAGUACUAGGUGUAGAAAUAGAAGACGCGAAGGAAUGAAUAUACAACGUAAGUCGUUCGUGUUGGG
Messenger RNA from Aphanomyces astaci, 1490 nucleotides. RefSeq lists its product as hypothetical. The transcript has 4 exons. The coding region runs from base 35 to 1381 and encodes 448 amino acids. Lineage: Eukaryota; Oomycota; Saprolegniomycetes; Saprolegniales; Verrucalvaceae. The record is from RefSeq and is a predicted model, not a curated record.